Racocetra fulgida is the source of this 234-nucleotide messenger RNA. Lineage: Eukaryota; Fungi; Glomeromycota; Glomeromycetes; Diversisporales; Gigasporaceae. The record is from the annotation of a GenBank genome assembly.
CUUAGUCAAGGAAUGACACUUGAAGAGCUUGAAGAUGCUGUUGCAAGUGAACGUGCUAAAGCUGAUUUACACUACGCAGUUGAUUCACGUGUUAUUGAAACAUACGAUGCAAGAAAAGCUGAGACUCCAUUUAGAGUUGUUGAUGAAAUAAAUCAAGGAAUGGAUCCUCGUAAUGAGCGAUUGGUUCAUAGUCAGAUGGUUCAGACUGCUUGUCGACCUAAUACAUCGCAGUAA